AGAAAGCGAAAUUUAUAAAUAAGGCGACUGAAAAUGAAAUAACAUCUGUAGAAGUUAAGGGUCAAAAAAGCUAUCUUAUAACUUGGAUAAAUAGCUAUGAGUUGCGUGUAGAUAAUGAAAAAAUUUUUAAAUUUGAAGCACAGAGAGGACCAAAUAAAAAAAAAUCUUGCGGAUUGUCUU
This is a messenger RNA of Racocetra fulgida, 180 nucleotides long. NCBI's taxonomy places the organism in Eukaryota, Fungi, Glomeromycota, Glomeromycetes, Diversisporales, Gigasporaceae. The record is from the annotation of a GenBank genome assembly.